AAUAGUAAUACUAAAUGUAUGCAUAUAAGCUGCUCGUCAGCACUAAAGCUCUGGGAAGUUGAGUUCUUACCUACUAGGUAGGUAGGUAUGGAUGCGUAUCUACCUACCUAUCGAAGUACAGCGGGAAGGCGAGCGGCAGUGGGUUGCCGGGCGUGCCCGGCCUACCCGGGCCACACGGUCUACACGGUCUACACGGCUCAGGGGUAAUUCUGCUAAUUCCCGACUAAACGCUGAAGCGACGUCGUUCCGUGCUGUCCGUGGAUUCUAAGCCAUCCCCGAUUUGCAUUUGUAUUUGAGCAGACGAGGACACUUCAUCCCUUGCCCACGAAGGUGCUUGCUCUGUAUCUUCCACCAGUGACAUUGGCUAUAGCCUGUUAUCCUACAUUCCGCCGGCUUAUUCUGCAUUGCAUAUACCAUAUACCUAUUAGGGUCUAGGUGCCUUUUCUACUUCACUCACUUACUUACUUACUUACUUUGCGCAAUACCUAGGUAUUAAUUACUAAGGGGGUUUUAGACGAACAAGGCAUGGCUCUUAUGAUCGAUGGGGUCGCGGUAGUGACUGGGGCGGGGAGCGGCAUUGGCCAGGAAUGUGCCUUAGCUUACGCCGCGGAGGGCGCGAGGGGCGUGGUGUUGGCAGAUCUCAACUACGAGGCCGCGCUGAAGACUGCGAAGGAGAGUGAGGCCAUCGCCACCAACCCCAACUACAAGGCAUUAGCUGUCGCUGUCGACGUAAGCAAUGUCGAAAGCGUCGACAAGAUGGUUCAGGCUGCCGUAGAUACCUUUGGGCGCAUCGACUACAGCGUCAAUAGCGCAGGUGUUGGUGUGCAGAAGCAUCUCUCGAUCGAGGAGACGGAUCUUGCCGAGAUGAACCGGUUCUGGCAAAUCAAUGUCAUCGGCACUUUCAACUGCAUCCAAGCCGUGGCUCGAGUGAUGAAGACCCAGACAAUAGCCACAGUCACCAACAACCGUGGCAAAGCGCGGGAGGUGGGCCGCGGCGUGAUCCUGAAUCUUGGAUCUGCCAACUCCUACAUGGCUACCGCUCACAUCACCCAAUACACCACCACCAAGCACGCCGUCAUCGGAUUGACCAAGAACGCCGCCAUUGACCUCGCGACACACGGGAUUCGGGUAAACGCGAUUUGCCCCGGGUGGGUGGACACGCCAAUGGUGUCAGACGCAGCCAAGGGGAACCCAGACAUCACCAAGAUGAUAAACUCCGUUGUGCCGAUGCGCAGGCUGGCGAGGACGGAGGAGAUAUCUGACGCGGUCCUGUAUAUGACAAGCCCCAGAUCGAGCUUCGUCACGGGGGUGGGAUGGGUUGUGGAUGGUGGUUUGACCAUACAGGUGAAGAGCUCCUAACAGGUACCUAAUCUAGGUAACUAGGAACACGAAUAUACCUUGCGCAUAAAAUCUGUAUGGGGUUUGGGUUAGCUAUCUGUCGUGUCAUGGCCAUCAUUGGACCAUUUCGAGUUCUUCCCCGUGUCUCUGAGUGCUUGCAUGUUCGUUUAGAACUACAUACCAACCUACCUAAGUUACAGUACAAAAUUACA
This is a messenger RNA of Hypoxylon fragiforme, 1550 nucleotides long. RefSeq names its product short-chain dehydrogenase/reductase SDR. NCBI's taxonomy places the organism in Eukaryota, Fungi, Ascomycota, Sordariomycetes, Xylariales, Hypoxylaceae. The transcript is spliced from 3 exons. Gene Ontology annotation, molecular function: oxidoreductase activity. The coding region runs from base 526 to 1359 and encodes 277 amino acids. The record is from RefSeq and is a predicted model, not a curated record.